This is a messenger RNA of Drosophila takahashii, 1606 nucleotides long. It is a transcript of the gene Sry-delta, whose product is annotated as Serendipity delta. Gene Ontology annotation, molecular function: chromatin insulator sequence binding. The record is from RefSeq and is a predicted model, not a curated record. Gene Ontology annotation, cellular component: chromosome. Gene Ontology annotation, biological process: regulation of transcription by RNA polymerase II. Lineage: Eukaryota; Metazoa; Arthropoda; Insecta; Diptera; Drosophilidae.
GGUCGGAAUGAUGCCAUGGUUGCAUUUCACGCGUUUUAGUAUAGCCUCCGAUAUUCAUUCACUUUUGCCAACUCUAUUAAAUUUAUACAGAAUUUGCCCUCUCUGAGGUUGUAAACAAUAAAUAGCCCGGGUAAUUCCGAUUAGCAUUGCAAUCCGGCCAUCCGCAAUCCCAUCAUCCACACACAGCCGCAAUGGACCAGUGCUUCUUUUGCGGCGCCGUCGAGCUGAGCGAAGAUGGUGGCGGCGGUGGCUACGAGAAGCUGUCGGCCAAGGUGCCCUCGUCGCAGAAAACGGUCUCCCUGGUGCUCUCGCACCUGGCCAACUGCAUCCAGACGGCGCUGGACCUGAAGCCCAGUGCCCGGCUGUGCCCGCGCUGCUUCCAGGAGCUCUCCGAGUACGACACCAUCAUGGUCAACCUGAUGACCACCCAGAAGAGGCUCACGAAUCAGCUAAAGAGCGCUCUAAAGUCCGGUUUCGAGGUGGCCGGCGGCGACGAUAUACUGGUGGAGGAGGUGGAGAUCCCCGCCAGCGAUGCGGACACAGAUGCCGAUGCCGAGGCGGAUGCCCUGUUCGUAGAGCUGGUCAAGGAUCAGGAUCAUGAUCAGGACCAGGACUCCGAUGCAGACAUCAAAAGGGAGUACGUGGAGGAGGAUGAGGAGGAGAAUGAUGAUGAUCAGGACGACGACGACGGCGAGGAGUUCAUCUGCGAGGAGGUGGAGGUGGGCGACACCACCGAGUACACCGAGGACAAGCCGAUGAAGAAGCGCGUCAAGCAGGAGUGCGGCACCUGCGGCAAGGUGUACAACUCGUGGUAUCAGCUGCAGAAGCACACCAGCGAGGAGCACUCGAAGCAGCCGAAUCACAUCUGCCCCAUUUGCGGCGUCAUUCGGCGGGAUGAGGAGUACUUGGAGCUGCACAUGAACCUGCACGAGGGCAAGACGGAGAAGCAGUGCCGCUACUGCCCCAAGAGCUUCUCGCGUCCGGUGAAUACGCUGCGCCACAUGCGCAUGCACUGGGACAAGAAGAAGUACCAGUGCGAGAAGUGCGGCCUGCGCUUCUCGCAGGACAAUCUGCUCUACAACCAUCGGCUGCGGCACGAGGCCGAGGAGAAUCCGAUUAUCUGCAGCAUCUGCAAUGUGUCGUUCAAGUCGCGCAAGACCUUCAAUCAUCACACGCUCAUCCACAAGGAGAACCGGCCCCGGCACUACUGCUCCGUGUGCCCCAAGUCCUUCACCGAGCGCUACACCUUGAAGAUGCACAUGAAGACCCACGAGGGCGACGUCGUCUACGGGGUGCGGGAGGAGGCGCCCGCCGACGAGCAGCAGGUGGUGGAGGAGCUGCACGUGGACGUCGAUGAAUCGGAGGCCGCCGUCACCGUCAUUAUGUCGGACAACGAUGAGAACAGCGGCUUCUGCCUGAUAUGCAGCACCAAUUUCGAGAACAAGAAGGAGCUGGAGCACCACUUGCAAUUCGAUCACGACGUGGUCUUGAAAUAAGCUAUAGUAAUUGUAUCUCCCUAGUAUAUCUCCUCCGUUUCAUUGUACUUUAUUAUUGUAGAAGAUCGCCUACAAGAAAUAUAAUUUACUGGUAUUCGAACGAAAGCGAA